AUGAAAUAAAACAUCGUUAAUUGCACAGUCUCUGGACAUGAAAAUCAAUAAAUUCUGUCUCUUUGUUUAAAUCUUAAAUGUCCCUUCAGAACUGCAUCCUGUUAAUUAUGCAAAUAGGAAUAACAUAAAGACCAUAAUCAAGAUCUCAAAGAACUUAACUUAAUUGAGCAAUAAAUUGUAUCAAUUGAAACCUCAUAAUUGAAUAUGAUUUCAAUCUUAAGAAGGAUGGAAUAUGAGAUUUAAGCAGCUAUCAAGUAUAUCAAUCAUUCUGUUCAAACAUUAAUUGUCCCAAUAGAAAAUUAUAGAAAAUCUGUUAGUUAUAAGACUAUCGAAGAUCUUGGUUUAUUUUUUAAAAAGAUUCAUUCUUUUGAUUAUACCGUAAGAAUUUAUUUAUAUUAUUAUUUAGGAAUAAGUAGGAAGACUAUCCCAGAUUCUUAAUUCUCUUUACAAAUUAAAUUCAUAAGAAAAUCAAGGAAAUAAUAACCAUAUAUAAAUAAUUGCAUCACCAUCAUCAAUCAAAUAAAAUGAAUCAAAACAAUAUUUUGAUUAAGGUUAAAUAAAAAAUCUAUAAUUUAGGCUUUGAGUUAUGCAAAAAGGGUUAAUUUAAUGAGGCUAUAAAGUUAUUUGAUAAGUCGCUUGAGAUUUGUUCGACUAAUAUUGAAGCCAUAUUUUUUAAGGCUGAAGCUUUAAGAAAUAUUGAAGCAUAUGAAAAAUCUAUUGCAGAAUAUGAUAGAUGUAUGAAAUUUGAUUCAGAUGAAAAAUUAGAAUAUAAUUUUGGAAAAGGUUAAAUUUACAUUCAUAUUUCAUAGGUGAAGCACUAAGAGCAAUGGAAAGAUAUGAGGAUGCUAUUUUAUUAUAUGAUAAAGCAUUAAAAGCUGAUAUAAAACAUUUUAAUUCAUUAUUUGGUAAAGCUGAUUGCUUAAGAAUGUUGGGAAUGUUGGAAGAGUCUUUAAAAUACUAUAAUUUUGCAUUGAAAGAAAAUUCAAAAGAUUUUACAUGUUUAAAAUUUAAAGCAGUUAUUAUGGAAGAAAUAGGUUUAGAUGAUUUCUUAGAUUUUUAUAAGAUUGCUGCAUAAAUUGAUCCAAAUGAUGAGUAUGUUCAAACAAAAUUAAGUUUAUAUUCAUAAUGA
Messenger RNA from Paramecium pentaurelia, 1129 nucleotides. The record is from the annotation of a GenBank genome assembly. NCBI's taxonomy places the organism in Eukaryota, Ciliophora, Oligohymenophorea, Peniculida, Parameciidae.